CAGCCGCAUCGCGGCGAGCGCGUUUCGCGCCGCACUCUCAACAAAACCUACAAAAUAGAACACAAUCAGAAGAAUCAAUUAAUUAUACACAAAAUAAAGACUGCUGCAACGGCGACAAUAAAUUUUAGUAUUAAGUAAAAAAUAAUAAUUCUUCUACAAAUGAUAUCAAUGAGAUAACUGCACCUAUUUUAUCUCAGUGAAAGUUUACAAUGAUUUGUAGACAAAUAUGUGAUGUAAUAAGAUAUAAGAAGUUAUUGGUGAACCCUGGUGAAGUGAAAGUGUUUUGUUAGUGAUCAUAACAGCGUGGCUGUAUGCGAACGUGUUCAAACGCGCGUGAUUUAAAAAAAUAUACAUCAUACGAUGCGCGCGUAAUUUAAAAAAAGAAGCACACGAGUUAAACCAAAGGAAGAAAACGCGGUCGUGUCGAGUUUUCGUUGGGGUUGAAGGCUGUAUAUCAUUAUAUUGUGUGAGGCUAUCCGCCCCCGGGUUUGGGCCAAUGACGCCACGGGCGACGCCCCCGCGCGGCAAGCCGCCGCACUUCUGUCUGGGAGUUUUGCUCCUGAUACUGAAUGCCGGACUAACAACAUGCCGUCGGCCAGAGCCAUAUUAUGGCCGUUUAAUAGGACGGCUUACUAUGUAUGCUCACGGCAUCCGCGGCACAGUAUAUGCGGUAGACGAGAGCACAGUAUUCGUGCGCGGUUUUGCUUACGAUGGCACAGGCCCAGACGCUUAUUUCUGGGUAGGAGACACGCCACAGCCCUCACCUGAAGGUACUUUAGUGCCAUACCCGGAAGAUUAUAAUUCUCGGGAUCCACCAAUUUUGAAAGCGCACACCAACUCAGACAUUUUACUGCGGUUGCCGGCCGGCAAACGGCUCAGGGAUAUCAAGUGGAUCAGUGUCUGGUGCAGAAGGUUUACUGUCAAUUUCGGUGAUGUCUUCAUACCGGUUGGAUUAGAUCCGCCCAGACCUCGUGUUUUGCCAGAAUUCAAAAGACUCGCGCACGGCCUGCGUUCUGGAAACAUUAGCGUUCUUGACGCGAAGACGUUUUACAUACCAAAUCUUCAUUACGAUGGAGCGGGACCAGAUGCCUACUUCUGGGUUGGCAACGGUUCUGAACCUAGCCCUUAUGGAACAAAAGUACCCAACGAAAUGGGUUCCCUACACCCGCUGCGAGGCUACCAAGGUGAGGACAUAGAGAUCCAACUACCCGGCAAGUUGACAGCUUAUGACAUCGAUUGGCUAGCGGUCUGGUGUGUGGAAUACAGACACAACUUCGGACACGUAUAUAUACCUAAAGACCUGGAUGUACCACCUGCUUUAGGACAGACCAAAAUAACCACAAGCUCAACCACAUCUCAGACGCCUUAUAGUGCUGCUAAUAACUGUAAAGAAAUAUUAGACAAAAGAUUACAGGUCCGGUGGGAAAUACAGGGGGAUCAAGUUCAAAUAACUUUAGCAGCCCGUCUGCGCAAAGACCAAUACAUGGCGUUCGGCAUAUCGGGCGCCGAGGGUCGGCCAGUUAUGUUGGGAGCUGACGUCGUUGUUGCAUAUUGGGAUACCAGGUUUAACCAGCCAGAAGCGACAGACUACUCAAUUUCGCACCUGGCGCAGUGUGACGGCACGCGUGGCGUGUGCCCCGACAGCCGGGUUGGUGGCUCCGACGAUGUUACACUAGUAAGCGGUAACCAGAAUGGUGGUGUAACAACAAUAACGUAUCGUCGACCACUCGCCGCCAAGGAAUCUUCAAGAGACAAGGAGAUCUUCACUUCAAGGUCCCAAUCUGUUAUAGCAGCAUUCGGUCCACUAAAUUCCAGAUACGAAGCGAACGCUCAUUCCUUUAUGGAUACCACUAGGACCGAUGUACAGCUGGAUUUCGGUACUCAAAACGACAACACAUGUAUCGGUCUAGCAGAGCUGGAUGCUGGUGGUCCAGAACCCUGGCCAACGAGGAUUAUCUCCGGCGCUGUAAACCUCACCGCCCGUAUCGGACCGGCUGGCGGCCUCCGCGGGUACACGCCGCUCACUGACAAUGACAUUACAAAGGGAUUCAUGCCAUAUGGCCAUCCAUCAUGGGGUAUAGCGUGGUACAUCAACGAUCAACUGAUACCUGAGGUGUAUGUCGAACGAGGCAAGACUUACACCUUCUACGUAGAAGGUGGAGACGAUAGGACGAACCCAGCAAAGUACCACCCAUUUUACAUCAGUGACUCCUCCGAAGGUGGAUUUGGACAGAAGAAAGAAGAGGACCAAAGGAAGCAGCGAGUGUUCGCUGGUGUCGCCUACGAUAACGAAGGCUACCCGUAUCCCACUGCUGUGGGCCGUUACUGCGAGUGGACCCACAAGACCACCGACCAGGCAGCUGUUUCCGAGACUUUUGAAGACUACAUGAAAACUUUACAAUUGGAAUGUAACAGCGGUGAACCGGCCGUAUUGAACUGGACUGUCGCGCAUGAGACACCAGACCUCGUGUAUUAUCAGUGUUAUACCCACAACAAUUUAGGAUGGAAGAUCCACGUAGUAGACCCUGGUACCCCAGUGCCGACACCCGGCAGUCGUUCCCUCAACUCAGCCUCCAGUCUACAACUGUUUACACCUUUAGGUAUGAUGGCAUUUCUAGCCGUUAGGUAAGGCAUCGAGCUAAUGAAAUAGUAAGUCGACGUGUUAAAGAAACCAAUUUCUGCUCAAUACUUAAGUCCAAUGUGUAUUGAAUAUGUCAUACCUAAGUUGCUAUUUCCGGCAAGCUAGUAGUAUAGCUAGGAGUUUAAUAGAAGGAGAGGUAUAGUAGUAAAUCUGAAAAAAGUAAAAACGAUAUGAUGUUUGAAGCAAUUUUACACAAAAUCAUUUACUUAAUCUUCGAUUCAAAACUAACUUAUGGUAACUGCAUUUAGUGAUGGGUAAAUCUACAAACUACAGUAUUUAAUCGAAGUUGAGUAAAGCAGAAAUAAGUCAUUAAUCAAUUAACAAUGAAAGAAUCCUAAGUAAUUUAUUAUUAUUAUAUAAAUGCUGCUGCCCAUCCCUCGACCAUUGAGUUCCCUUAAUCGAAUAAACAACACCCACAGGAAAAAAAGGAAUGGUCCUUCUAUAUCAGGACUACACAGCAAAUAAGUAAAUACGUACAAGCAAUAAGUAAAUAAUCAAUAUAAAAUGAAUGAAUAAUGAGUGUUAACUAAUGUCUUUUCAUUAUAUACUUAAGCUCGCUAAAUACCGUAGUCUUUACCCAUCACUACUCCUCUGCCGAUACCUAGCUACAUGGGCUCUUGCCGGUAAAUAAACUUAAGCUUCGACUAAUAAUGUACAGAUAUUUUCUAUAAAUGUUCACCACUGUCUGUGUAUGAAAUUCAAUGCUCAAAUUGUAUGUCGCAAACAACUAUACAGGAUGAAAUCAAAAUCAUUAUAAAUAUUUUUAUGAAUGUUUUAAAAUAUCUUAUAAAUAAAACUGAAUAUUUUCCCAAAGGAACAUGGAUCAAAAACCAAUAAAAAAAAAAAUCUCCCUUAUCAAUAAGACGAAACCAGCUAUUAAGUUAGUAUGGGACACAAUAAUUUUUUUUAUUGUUUUUUAGUUCUUGUUCCUUUAUGAAACAUGUUCAACUGUAUUUUGGCAAUCCUAAGAUCUCAGCUUAAAUUAAAAAAAAAAAAAAAAAACUAUCUGAAUCGAUUUACGACUGACGGAGUAAUUAGAUAAUAAAUAUAAAACAAAUGCAACCGAAUUGAGAACCUCUUUCUUUUCAAAGUCGGCUGAAAUUGAUUGUCACUAAUUUCGUACUUUGGAGGUUAUAUAAGCCGUCGUCCUUAAGUCUUGAUACCAGGGCGACAUUUUCUUACUAAUCUUUCUUAGAAUGAUUUAUAUUUCAUCCGAUAGUUUGCUGUCAUACUACUAGGUUUUGUUCUGUGCUAUCUUUGUCUGAAUCUUUAGCCUUGUUGACUUGCCUAUCAGAUUACGAUAAUAGUAAUUUUGAGAUAAUUAAUAAUAAGUUUUUACUCAUGUUUGCUAUUAACUUCCAAGUGCGAAUACUUUUUUAUGUAAGUAAAUAUUUAAGAAUAAUUUAUUAAUAACAAAUAAGUAAUAAAAGUUUCUUAAAUUGUAAAAAUAUGACAAUAAAAAAACACGUCGAUUUACAAAAAAUGUUUGUGAUAAAUUGUUGGUAUGUAGAUAAUAUAAGGGCAAUCGCACAUUACAAUUUUCUACAUUUGGCCAUAUUUAAAUGACAAUAAGUUUAUUUAUAAUUAAAAUAUUAUUAUCUAAGUAUAAUAAUGUAGGUAGAUAUAGGUAAUGAAAAGGAUUUAACAAUCCGAAAUUCAGGGAUUAGUACUCAAUGAACUGAAAGACUCUCAAGGAACGACUUCCAGACAAACGCAUACGUAUUUGUCGAUUGACACGUUUUCACAAACGACCGAGACAAGGUCAUAUACUGUCUUAUUCUCUCUCACACUCAUGGUAAUGAAAACAUAACUAUCGAUAUAUUAUUUUGCCACUUGUUUGGCUAAAUCGAAACAUAUAGAACAUACUUUAAAAAUUAUUUUAUCAAAAUGUUACGGAUAAUUACCACUAUGAUUUUAUUUCAUACUUAGACUCGUAACCUUCCUUGGGAAACUUGUUCAGUUUCUACUCUGGAUUUCGGUUUUUAUGCCCUUUUCACCUAUUCUGUUUCCUUAUCAGGCCAAGUGUAAUGGAUUGUAACAGGAGUUUUUUACUCGAAGCUGUAAUGUACAGGUAAAAUGGGGUAAAAUGUCAAUCACUGUAUCAAUUUCAUAUUAUCAGAUGAGCGUAUCUAGAGACAAUGGGCAUACAAUAUACCUACUUAUUAUAUCAAGUUGCGAAACAUAGAGAUAGGUAUAUAUCCUCUUUUUUAGUAAAACUGGUGGUAUGCUUUGACGAAAAUAAAAUUGUUAGGAAUAUCUAAAAAAUUAAACUAGACGUAAUCAUAUCUGUUACCACUUUGAAAGACUAAUAAAAUACAAUUAAAAAUAAUAAUGUUAUCAGACAAUAAGCAUAUCAUUAACAUUUUAUUUUAUUUUAAUAUGACAAUCGUAGGAACAUCACUAUUAAAUUAAUAAGAAACAAAAUAAAGACAAAAUAAAUAAAUAUAGAAAAAUGGAAAUAUAGACCAUCCAUCAGUAAUAACUAAGCUAUUAAAUUUUAUUAAAAAGAAAUAGAAUUUUUAUAGUUUCAUUUAAAAAACAGCAUUUCAUUUAGUUCAAAUUAUUAUCAUGAUUUGUACGAUGAUAUGCAAUGAAAAAUGAUAACAAAUUAAGUACUCUGCGUCACUAAAGUAAAAUAUCAAACAUGUAGCUCCACUUAUAUCUACUAAUACUCUAUUUACAACACUAUACAAAAAUAGUUUUCGAGCGAACAUUAUAGAUAAAUAAGUCUCGGCGUUUGGUUCUCUCUGGCUACCCCACAAAAAGUUGACAAUUUUAUAUACCUAUAAGGAUAUUAAAAAAAGAAAACUUUCAUUUCCAUUGUAUUUUUUUUUUGUAUCUAUGUUACACUUUACCUUCUGCUUUUUUACCUUUUAAGUCUUAACAAUUCUUUCGGAAUCGAUCGAAUCUCUGGUGUGAAAUAUAAUUUUAUUAAGAUCGAAGACUUCUUGUUGCCAAUGGAAUAUUUUAAUUUUCUUGGUUUUUUUUUCUUUAAUUUUGUAACUAUUUGUAAAGCUACUGUGCUCAAUUAUAAUAUAUGACUAGCUGUUCGCCACGACUUAGUACGGAUAUACUAAUGAACAAGGUGAGAUUUUAACCUUUUCUUUAUAGUACGAAUAUAUAGAGCUUUUUAAACCCGAAUUUUUCACUUUUCCGUACAAUUUUCCAAACCUUUUCUUUCAUACAAACCUUAUCCGAACAAUAACAAAUAAUAAUUAGCCAAAUAAGUGCAUUCGUACUUAAGUUAUAUUAUUAGCAAUUGAUUUUUCUUUAUAUAUGUAUGUAGAUAAUUUUAUAUACAAGAAGUUAUUCACUUAAAGGCUAAUUGAGUUUUCUCAUUUACUUAGGUAAUAGGAGACGCAGAGUAUUUAUCGUAUAUUUAAAUAACGAUUGAUAAUUUUCUAGUUAAAACAGUUUUAAAAUAUUCGGGAAUAAUAAUGUAUAAUAAAUUUAAUUGAUAUAAAAAGGUAAUUCAAAUUUCAUAAAUAGGUAAUUAUACUUAUUUAUUUACGUACGUGAUAUAAAUUGAGUUUAAGUCACUAUGGAUCUACCUAGGCCCAUUUUUACAUUUUUAAAGAAUUGUUUCGAUGUUUACUUAACUUAUAAAAUUAAAAAAUCUACUUUUAUUGUUAUUUACACCUAAUAAUGUAAUCUAUGAAAUAAUUGACAAUAAUCAGCUCGAAAUUACUAAUAUCUAUUUUUUAGAAUACUACUUUGUAGGAAGAUAUUGUUAUGCAUUUGUGAUCGACUAUAAUACUGAAAUAAUUUGUAUAUUACUUCAGUAUCUAAUUAAAGCUAAUUAAUUAUAAUCUUUUCUCCACGAGUGUAUUAAUGUGGCUUAAUUUUGGGAUUUUACAAAUAGGACUAUUUUAGAAAAAAAAUAGUCAUAGACAAUAAAAUACUUUAUUUAUAGAUUUAUAUAAGUAGAUACUUACAUAUUUGAAAAUUGCAAGCUUCUAAAUGGAAUUUGAAAUUUAAGACAAUAAUAAUGUUUAAAUUUUUGGACUGUUUAUAAUUAUUAUAAUUAAGUGAGGAGUAAUUAGUGUAAUUUUAUUGUGAAUGAAUAACGAAUGACAAUAAUCUCGUCUAUUCAAAUAACUUAGAAUAUUUUGUCUCUAUUAAUCAUUUUAAUGGCAGGGUAUAGGUACCAACUGGCUUUUGCCAGAUUGUUUUUUAUAUAACAAUAGCCAUAUAACAGCUCCAUAUUUUUUUCUCUACAACCAAAACCAAUUGAAUUUAAAUUCAAUAUAAUUGGAUGACGUCAUAUCUGCUACUGUUUUCCGAGUUACCAUAUAAUAACAAUAAUUAUUAUUUUCAUAGUAGUUUCAUAACAUGUUUAAUAGAUUAGAAAUAUAACUAUACACUUCCACUACCCUUUUUAUGAUAACAUUAAAGACUGUGAACGUUCAUAACGUUGAAAGAAUGCGGAUUGUUCAUGAAACUCCUAUGGAAAAUAAUCCCAACAUGAGUAGGGAGCGUCUUUUUCGAUUUGUCAUCAUUCUUCGAUUUAUUAUUUCAACGAAAAACUCAAUAACCGGUGAUUCUGGUAUAAUUUAAAAAAAAAUAUCCAAAUAAUGAUACUUAUAUUCACGUGUACAUAAUGUAAUGCAUAUUGCUUUAAAUAUAACGUGGUAAACUAAUAAAAAUCGAUUACUGUCGAUAAUGGUCGAUGAUGAAUGAUUACAAAGUAAUUUGUAAUUACUUUAUGAAAUUGUCACACAUGACGGCGGAUUGUGAUUUAUUAAAAACGUGAAAGCAGUACCUAUUAUGCAUUGAUUAUUAUAAAAAGUUCAGUCACUAAAAAAGUAACUAUGGACAUAACAAUUUGUAUUAUUAAAAUUUUUGUAUUGAAACAUUAUUUAUAUUUAGGUGUUAAAUAAUGAAGAUUGGUAAUAAUGGGCAUUACUAAAACCUGCUUUAUAUUAUAAUAUUAUAAAUGCUUGCACUCACAUAAUAAAAGAAUAAAAAAAUAAUUAUAUAUUUAAGUCCCAUUACACAACGUUGUAUAACAUUGUGUAACAUCUUUUAUGGAUCUAAAAAAAAUGCCUUUCAAGUUAAUUUGUUUUAACGUUUCUACGUGACAAAGCACACUCUUAAAUUAAAAUGACAAUACAAGAAAGACAAAAUAUAUUAAAAUAUGUUGAUGUUAAACAUUAUUUGACAAUAAAUUUAAAUCUUUUAAAGAUAAAUUAUGUACUAAUAACUUUAUUAAAAUAUAUGCCUAUAACAAAUUAGAAAAAAAUGAUUUCUGAAAGAUUUACCUAAUAAUUAUAUAAAUAGAAAAAGAUAGUAAGUAACUUUAAAUCAUUUUACACUUUGUAGUUGUAGCUGUUGAUGCACAAAUUUAUGUUAUUUAUAAGAAUUUUAUUAGUAGUUAAUUAUUGUAAAAUUAUAGUUAAUUGUAUACAUGUAGUAUACAAAUUUAUACUGACACUGUGCAAUUAUUAAGGAAAAGCAAUUGCUUCGUCCUAUGUUUUAAUACAUAGAUUUACAAAAAAAAAAAAAAGUUAUUAAAGGUUGUCACUAAUUGAAAUAAAUAAAGUAGUUACCAAAGUUUUUGAAUACAGUGAUUUUUUUAUUUUUAUAAAAUAUCAGCUAACCUGAUGAUAUCCUCGUAUAUAUGGACUAUUAUGAGUAAUAAAAAAAUCCAAAUAGGUGCACCGAGGAUUCUUAUGAAUAUAAAAUCUAAAAUAGUUGAACCGAUUUCAAGGGCAUUCUUUAUUUUUUUCACAUACAUGAAAUAAAAAAAAUUCGCAUCUUUUUAACAUUAGAACAUCAAUAUCAUAUUUUUAUAUAAUUUCUGGGAACUUUUCGAUAUAUUGUGUGACAACAAACGUGUGACGAAUUUUUUUUUGUAAAUCUAUAUUUAAUACAAUUCUCUUUCAAACGAACAAUACGAGUCUUUAUUUUAAAAAUUAAAUUUAGUUAAACAUGUUUUAUUUUCAUUCAUCUUCAAAUAAAAAAAGAAACAAUAAAUACCAGUUAUACUUUUAUAGCAAAUCGCUAUAAAAUUUUAUAAAAAAAAAACACUCAAUACCAAUAUUGUCGUGAAUUUUCUGUUAAAUAAUUAAAAUGGCAUUAAACAUAUAUAUUAUAUUAUUACCAAAUUAUAAUAUCUAGUGUUAUUCGUAUUUAAAGCAAUAUCAAACAACUGAAAUCAUAUCUAAUCAAGUAUCAGAACAUGUCAAAUAACUUUAAAAAAUAAAAAUACCUAGUUACAAACAUGUAAGCAAAAUAAGCAUACAUUUUAAAAUCGCGCGUAUAGUUUUACAAUAAACUGUUUAAACUGUUGACUGUGUAUCGUGUGAAAUGAUUUAUACAACUAAGUAUUAUUAUUAUUAUAUAUUUGUGGCCGUCCAUUGUAUUUCCUAAUACUUGUGUAUUAUUUUUCUUUUGUUAAAUAUUAACUUCUACAUUAAAAGUUAUUUCAUUUAUCGCUUGUACUUUAAUUGUCAACAUGUAUAGUAUGACAAUAAUUAUUCAGAUGUAGUUGUGUGCAUUGAAUGUAUUUAAAAUUAUGUAAAAUACUUUUUAAAUAUUAUGAAAUUAAAAAUUUUAUACUUUUGUUUCCUACAAUACUGCUUUUGAAUACGAAACCAAAUGGAAGAGACGGCCUAGUUUUAAUUUACCAUAAUUACUUAUACAUGUUAAAGUUUGUACAUGUAUAUACAUUUUUUAUUGUUUUUUAUAUACUAAUACUUUCGUUUGUGAGAACAGCUAGAAUAAUAGAAUUACUAUUUGAAUGUUAUGAAUUACUUUUUGUAAUGGGUUUAGCACAAAUAGAAAUUGUUUUAUAUUCGUUAAAUAAACACAAUAGACCAAUUAUUAUAUUCAUUCUUGUGUAUCCCUGAUGAAUAAAAAUCAAUACGAGUAUUUAACUAACCAUCACCGAAUUUUUAUUUAUAAUUACUCUAAAUAAAAAUGUAAUUAAACUUACACAAUAUAAUUAUCAUGUUGCACAAAUUUUUCAUCUUUAGUCCUAUUAACUAUAUUGGAUAGAAAUUUAAUGCUUUUUAUAUGUAUCUACAUUGUAUAUACCUAUUAAACUUAAUUUUGUAGUAACAGCAACAAUAUCAUCAGUUUCAACAAUAUAUUGCUGUUAUUUUUAUGUAAUUUAUAAUCUCUUUGACAAUAAAGACCUUUCCUUAUAAUUAUUAUUUUAUUGUCU
Molecule: messenger RNA, 9809 nt
Organism: Galleria mellonella (greater wax moth)
Lineage: Eukaryota; Metazoa; Arthropoda; Insecta; Lepidoptera; Pyralidae
Product: protein Skeletor, isoforms B/C
Exons: 16
Coding region: 497-2629 (710 amino acids)
Source: RefSeq, a predicted model, not a curated record